AUGGGGCGCAAAGACCGUCAACCCAGUACCAGCUAUGAUGUCCCAGCAUCAGCAGGUCCGUCAUCGAAGGUCCGUCAAACAAGACAGCCGCACUACUGGGCUGGGGAGCAAGCAGUCACAGCGGAAGAAACUUCAGCAGCCAAGGUGGCACUACCAGGUUUCACCCAUACCAUCGUCACCAGCAACAUGUUCCGCCAAAUGCAUUUGGUGGUUCUGGAGAUACAUACCCGACUCCUCCGAUUGCAUGGCACAACGGUUCGAAUGCUCCCAGCCAGAAUGUAUACCAAGACUCCCGGUCCAGUGCAUUUGGUAAUUAUGGAGGUGUAA
Messenger RNA from Letharia columbiana, 327 nucleotides. RefSeq lists its product as uncharacterized. NCBI's taxonomy places the organism in Eukaryota, Fungi, Ascomycota, Lecanoromycetes, Lecanorales, Parmeliaceae. The transcript has a single exon. The record is from RefSeq and is a predicted model, not a curated record. Bases 1 to 327 code for a protein of 108 amino acids.